Rhinolophus ferrumequinum (greater horseshoe bat) is the source of this 2878-nucleotide messenger RNA. It is a transcript of the gene UTP15, whose product is annotated as UTP15 small subunit processome component. Gene Ontology annotation, biological process: positive regulation of transcription by RNA polymerase I; rRNA processing. The coding region runs from base 263 to 1819 and encodes 518 amino acids. Lineage: Eukaryota; Metazoa; Chordata; Mammalia; Chiroptera; Rhinolophidae. The transcript is spliced from 13 exons. Gene Ontology annotation, molecular function: protein binding. Gene Ontology annotation, cellular component: nucleolus. The record is from RefSeq and is a predicted model, not a curated record.
ACGUUAUCUCUGUGCGACGUCCACGGUCAUUCUAUUCGCGGUGUGUCUCCGCGGCGCCCAGGAGGUUCCACGUGAUCGUCCUGAAGUGAUCCUGGACAGUCCAGCCUGGAAGCUGGCGGAGUUGAAGAGAUUCUCCUUGGAGCUGGGGUGUCUCGGCGCACCCUCGGGGCCCAGCGGAGACAGAAGGCAGAGUCACUGUAAUUAUUUCUAACAUCAGUUUCAAACGACUUACUUUUGGAUAACAGUCCAAAUAUAUGAAAUUAUGGCUGGGUAUAAGCCUGUAGCUAUUCAGGCAUAUCCUAUACUUGGUGAAAAAAUCACCCAAGAUACCCUGUACUGGAACAACUAUAAAACUCCUGUUCAGAUCAAGGAGUUUGGUGCAGUGUCAAAAGUAGACUUUUCUCCUCAGCCUCCUUAUAAUUACGCUGUCACAGCUUCUUCAAGGAUUCACAUUUAUGGCCGAUACUCCCAAGAACCUAUAAAAACCUUUUCUCGAUUUAAAGAUACAGCGUACUGUGCUACUUUUCGGCAGGAUGGUAGACUGCUUGUGGCUGGCAGUGAAGAUGGAGGAGUUCAGCUUUUUGACAUAAGUGGGAGGGCUCCCCUCAGGCUGUUUGAAGGCCAUACUAAAGCAGUUCAUACAGUAGAUUUUACAGCUGACAAAUAUCAUGUGGUCUCUGGGGCUGAUGAUUAUACAGUGAAAUUAUGGGAUAUUCCAAACUCCAAAGAAAUUCUCACAUUUAAAGAACAUUCUGAUUAUGUGAGAUGUGGAUGCGCCAGCAAACUGAACCCAGAUCUCUUUGUAACAGGGUCAUACGAUCAUACUGUGAAGAUGUUUGAUACACGAACAAACAAGAGCGUUAUCUCUGUUGAGCAUGGACAGCCAGUGGAGAGUGUCCUGCUUUUCCCCUCUGGAGGUCUUCUGGUAUCAGCAGGAGGUCGUUAUGUUAAAGUCUGGGACAUGCUAAAAGGAGGACAGUUGCUAGUGUCUUUGAAAAAUCAUCAUAAAACUGUGACAUGUUUAUGCCUGAGCAGCUCUGGACAGAGGUUACUCUCUGGUUCACUAGAUAGGAAGGUGAAAGUAUAUAGCACAACUUCCUACAAAGUCGUUCACAGUUUUGAUUAUGCAGCUUCAAUUUUGAGUCUUGGACUUGCACAUGAAGAUGAGACAAUAGUUAUAGGAAUGACCAAUGGAAUACUGAGUGUUAAACAUCGGAAAUCUGAAGCAAAGAAGGAUUCUCUUCCCAGAAGAAGAAGGCCUGCAUAUCGAACUUUUAUUAAAGGAAAAAAUUACAUGAAACAACGGGAUGACAUUUUGAUCAAUAGGCCGUCAAAAAAACAUCUAGAAUUAUAUGACAGGGAUCUGAAGAAUUUCCGGAUCUCCAAAGCACUUGACAGGGUCCUUGAGCCCAGUUGUACAAUAAAGACACCUGAGAUUACAGUUUCCAUCAUAAAGGAGCUAAAUCGAAGAGGAGUCCUGGCAAAUGCCCUUGCGGGUCGGGAUGAAAAGGAAAUCAGUCGUGUUCUUAAUUUUUUGAUAAGGAAUCUGUCUCAGCCAAGAUUUGCUUCUGUUUUGAUCAAUGCUGCUGAAAUAAUUAUUGAUAUAUAUCAGCCUGUGAUUGGUCAGUCACCUGUAGUAGAUAAAAAGUUUUUGUUACUUCAAGGACUUGUAGAAAAAGAGAUUGAUUACCAAAGAGAACUUCUAGAAACCUUGGGGAUGAUGGAUAUGCUUUUUGCUACCAUGACAAGGAAAGAAAGCACUUCUGUGUUGCAGCAUACCUCUGAUGGAUUUCUAGAGAGCAAGAAGAUAGAGUCCUAGUGCCUGCUUACUAAAACACAUUGGAACUCCUAAUCUGGGGCAGAUUUGAUUCUAUUAACUAUUGGAGAGAGAAUCUCUUUGGCACAUGAAAAAAACACCUAUUUACAGAAGCAGUUUUAUGGAAGAGACUGGAGUAACAAUGAUUGGAUAAUAAGUACCUGUUUUAAGACAUGGUUUUCCAUGUAAUAGUUCGAGUUAUUCCGUGGCGUCUUUGGCUGGAAGAUCUCAAGUGUCUUGGUCAUAGUGCACAUCCACCUUGGAUGAGUACUGUAUUAAUUUUAAUACAGUAAAGCUCAGUAUCAACAUUUGGGUCAGCAUUCAGAACUCUGGGGAGGGUUUCACCUGGGAAUCCUGCCAAAGGAAUAAGACUUCAUUUUUUCUAUCCUGGAAAAAAAGCAACGUAACAAAUGGCAACAAAAAUGAUUUCUUUGAUCAGUGCCCUUGAGAUUUCCAGGCCCCCGCUGAGCUUGCUGCCCUUCUCUUGGACAUCAUCACUUAUCCUAGGUCACAUGUUUUGCUUCGGCUGGUAAUAGGACUGUAUCUGUUCCAAGUGUGACAAAUCACUGGUCAACUUGAAGUAAUUGACACUAGUUAGACAUGUAUUCAGAAAGUGAUAAGGCAGAUGUGAUACCUAAAACUUGUGCUUGCCACACCAGGUUUUCUUUUUCUUUUUUUAAUCUUGACUGUCCGUAUCAGAACAAGGUCUACAGAGAGACAUUAUUGGACCAUGUGUUUUUUUUUUUCUCUUUCUUCCCUUCAAAACACAGCCUUCCUCCAAGUUUUCAGCUUGCUUCAGGUCAUGGGAAUGAUAAAAUUUGCCAUUUCUCUUGUAAUAAAUAGUCUUUCAGCCUUUUAUACAUAUGUUUAGAACUUAUCUUGUAGGUACUUACCCCUCUGAGAAGCUUUCUCGGGUCUGUUUAGAUUUUUUUCUCUAUUCCCAAUCAUCUUGUGUUUCAGAAACUCAGGCCCAGAGUAGCUUGCUUUGGAAAAUAUUUGUAUUUUUUAAAAAGUUCAGCAUAAAUCACAUUUUUAAAUAAAGAGAUUCUUAUUUUCUUCUUG